UUGCUAAACUUCCUGCUCCACAACCACGCGAAAGGUUUCUAUAGAAACGAGGAAGAGGCAAACAAAAAAAACCCACAAAAAGAGGGGGUUUAAAGGAUGUGUUGUUGGCGUUUACAAGAAAGCUGUAUGGCGGUUGUGUGGGGGGAAAUAACACAUUAGAAAACGUGAGGAGCUGGUCACCUUUUUUUUGGACUCUCACCAGUCACCUACUCGAUAUGGAGACUCAUGGUAUUAUGAAAGCCUUCCCCAAAGUGAAGAGACACCGGCCACAUGAGGGUAAAGAUGCUCCCCCGGUCAAGAAACAUCCGGGUCAACCUGUUACUGGGAACAUAUUUCAGGGUGUCUGCGUCCACAUAGUCCCUGCUGGCAUAGGAAAUGCCCGGUGUGACAUAUUCCAGCAGCAGAUCGUGCAGAAUGGAGGCCAGGUGGAAGCUGCUUACGGACCCAGCUGCACGCACGUGGUCGUGGACGAGUCGGUGGACAGGGAACGAGCGUCAAGGCUGCUGAAGAUGGAAACCUUUCCCCCUGCUGUGCAGCUGGUAAAGUGCACUUGGCUCAGUGCUUGCAUCUCUGAGAAGAAGCUUCUGAGCACAAAAGACUACAGGCUUCAUCCAUGCAACCGUCCUCAGGACGCUCCCGCUGAGGAGCCAAAGCAGAUUGCUGUCAGUUGCAUCCCUGUUCCUGAGGAAACGCAGCCACCGGAUCACAAAUCAGCUCAAGAUGAUCCAGCUGACGUGUGCUCCACAGGUGCUCCACAGGUGCCCGAGACUCAGGAAGAACCCCUAGAGGAAGACGUUGUGUCACAGAACGAUUUGGAGGCUCUGAUCAGCGGGGUUAAACACGAUCCUGGUGCUUCAGAUGACACGCGGAAUGUGUCAGAAAAGACAAACGUGUUGGGAAAGUGGGUGUGUGCCCAGUCGUCUCAGACAAAGAGCAAGAACCACAACAAUCACAUCACUGACAAGCUGGAGCAGCUAGCCAAAGUGUACACACAUACGGGUGACAAGUGGAGGGCGCUGAGCUACUCAAAAGCAGUUAAUGCCCUCAAGAGCCAUCACAAGCCGAUCUCUUCAUAUGAGGAAGCCUAUAAGAUCCCAGGCAUCGGCAAGAGCAUGGCCAAUAAGAUUGUGGAGAUCAUGGAGAGUGGGCACCUGAGAAAGCUGGACCAGUUCGGGGAGGCUCUGCCCGUCCUGGAGCUGUUCACCAACAUCUGGGGUGUUGGCGCGAAGACUGCCCAGCUUUGGUACCAACAAGGGUUUCGUACGCUGGAGGAUAUUCGCACCAAGGCCACUUUGACUCACACGCUGAGAAUUGGCCUGAAACACUACGACGACUUCCUCGAACGUAUGCCAAGAAGCGAGGCAGCCGCCAUCGAGAAAACGGUGAGAGAGGCAGCACACAGCGUGAACCCAGAACUGCUGGUGGUGGCGUGCGGCUCGUACCGGCGCGGGAAGCCCACAUGUGGAGACGUGGACGUGCUCAUCACUCAUCCAGACGGCCAAUCGCACAAGGGCGUCUUUAGCAAAGUGCUCCAGAAACUCCAUCAGAGCGGCUUCUUGACUGACGAUUUGGUGAGCCACGAGGAGAACGGCGAGCAGAAGAAGUACAUGGGCGUAUGUGUCCUGCCAGGCCCAGGUCAGCGCCAUCGGAGGCUCGAUGUCAUUGUGGUGCCACACGAUGAAUUCGCAUGCGCCAUUCUGUAUUUCACCGGCUCAGCCCAUUUCAACCGCUCCAUGCGCGCACUCGCCAAGACAAAAGCCAUGAGUCUGUCAGAACACUCUCUGAACGCCGGCGUGGUGCGCAAGCGUAGCGUGAAGGUGGUACCAGGUUUGCCGCUGAGCACACCUACUGAGAGGGCGGUCUUUGAGCACCUGGGCAUCCCAUACAGAGAACCUCAUGAGAGAGACUGGUAGCAGGACACGUCAGAAUAAGAUAGAAAUGAAA
Molecule: messenger RNA, 1944 nt
Organism: Ictalurus punctatus (channel catfish)
Lineage: Eukaryota; Metazoa; Chordata; Actinopteri; Siluriformes; Ictaluridae
Gene: poll
Product: polymerase (DNA directed), lambda
Exons: 10
Coding region: 216-1913 (565 amino acids)
Biological process (GO): double-strand break repair via nonhomologous end joining
Cellular component (GO): nucleus
Molecular function (GO): DNA-directed DNA polymerase activity; DNA binding
Source: RefSeq, a predicted model, not a curated record